AUGGUGACGGUUCGCAGGCCGUGGCCCGCUAUGGCCACAGUGCUGCUGGCCCUGCUCGCCUGCCUGGGGGCGCUGGUCGACGCCUACCCCACUAAACCCGAGGCUCCCGGCGAAGACGCCUCACCCGAGGAGCUGAGCCGCUACUACGCGUCCCUGCGCCACUACCUCAACUUGGUCACUCGGCAGCGGUAUGGGAAACGGGACAGCCCAGCAGAGCUCCUCUCGAAACUGCUCUUCCCAGACGGCCCCGACCGCCCGGUCACGUCGCGAGCCCAGGGUCCUAUUUUGUGGGUUCCCCAUGCCCUCAUCUACAUGACUGAAGAUGGCCCACCAUCGCCGGUUUGGGUGUUCCAGCCAGUGGGAAGGGAGGAAUGGGAGAAGAGUAGGUCUGCCGUUACCACGCUGCAUAACAAGUUACCCUAA
Molecule: messenger RNA, 423 nt
Organism: Pteropus alecto (black flying fox)
Lineage: Eukaryota; Metazoa; Chordata; Mammalia; Chiroptera; Pteropodidae
Gene: PYY
Product: peptide YY
Exons: 3
Coding region: 1-423 (140 amino acids)
Biological process (GO): neuropeptide signaling pathway; feeding behavior
Cellular component (GO): extracellular region
Molecular function (GO): neuropeptide Y receptor binding; neuropeptide hormone activity
Source: RefSeq, a predicted model, not a curated record